Messenger RNA from Dichotomopilus funicola, 249 nucleotides. RefSeq lists its product as uncharacterized. The record is from RefSeq and is a predicted model, not a curated record. Bases 1 to 249 code for a protein of 82 amino acids. NCBI's taxonomy places the organism in Eukaryota, Fungi, Ascomycota, Sordariomycetes, Sordariales, Chaetomiaceae. The transcript is spliced from 2 exons.
AUGAACCACCUCAGCAACCUCACUGGCGGUGCCACCGGCGGCGCUGCCAACCCCGGUGCCGGCGCGGGCGCCAACGCGGGCGCCAACGCGGGCGAGCACAAGGACUAUGGCGACAAGGUCUUUGACGCGGUCGCCAAGAAGUCCGGACACAACGUCAACGCCAACACGGCCGAGAAGAUCACCGACGGUGCGCGUGGUUUGUUUGAGAAGGCUACUGGCAAGAAGGUCAGCUCCAAGAUCUCCAACUAA